ACCCUUAACUAUGCACAAGCGUACUGUUCACACAGGAGAGAAACCAUAUCACUGUGAUAUCUGUGGUAUAUCAUUCUCUACAUGGAGUGUAUUAGCUAGUCACAGGCGUUUUCAUACAGGAGGGAUACCAUAUGACUGUGAAAUCUGUGGUAAAUCCUUUUCUAAAAAUUAUAACUUAACCAUGCACAGGCGUGUUCAUACGGGAGAGAAGCCAUAUCAUUGUGAUAUCUCUGGUAAAUCAUUUGUUAAGAGUAAUAUACGAGAAGAAGGAAAACCUUUGUGUACUGUGAGGAGCGAAAGGAAAAUUAUGGAAAAUGAAUUACGUAGGAGUGAAGUUGAAUGUAAAAGAGAGUCUGAAGAGAUUGAUUUUUCUGAUGAGAAGAAUGAAAAGGGUAAAACAUCAUAUGAUUGUGAUAUCUGUGGCAAGUCGUUCUCUCAGAAAGCGAA
Messenger RNA from Octopus sinensis (East Asian common octopus), 447 nucleotides. Its product is annotated as zinc finger protein 436-like. The annotation marks the transcript as partial. The transcript is spliced from 2 exons. The record is from RefSeq and is a predicted model, not a curated record. NCBI's taxonomy places the organism in Eukaryota, Metazoa, Mollusca, Cephalopoda, Octopoda, Octopodidae.